AAAAGGUAUCCGCAGUAGUCUGGCCCGAAGGUCGUGUUCUAGAGGGAAAGUGAUUAGACGGAACUUAGGACGGAGUCAGUGUCGAUAGAUACGCCUCACUGUUAAGGUGCUUCUGGCAAGUGUGUACGCAAAAGCGAGUGCAGAUCCAGAGCUACCUUCCUUCACCGUUAAGGUACAUUCUUCAAACUAUCUAACCUCGACCUUAAGCGAUGUCGCUCGUUCCGGUGCAGUACCGUACGUGGUUUGACGAUUGGGACCUGCCGCUGUACACGCGCGUCCUCGAGAAGUCGAUGACGCAGGAGGUGCUCGGUGCGGAUGACUACUGGCGGGUGCCUCCGCUCGCACCACUGCGCUGGUCCAGCCUGUACCGGCCGUGGCGCUACUUCAGCCUGCGGGACGUCGGUGCCAAGGUGGACACGGAUCGGGAUCGCUUCCAGAUCGAGAUCGAUGUGCACCAGUUUCUGCCGCACGAGGUCACGGUACGCCGCACGGACAAGUACGUCACCGUCGAGGGCAAGCAUGAGGAGAAGCGGGACGAGCAGGGUUACGUGUCACGUCAGUUCUCUCGCCGCUAUCUGGUACCGAUUGGUUACGAUGCGAACUUGAUCGUCUCUUCGCUGUCGUCCGACGGUAUACUGACCGUCACUGCCCCGAGGAUCGGUCUGCCGGCGCCGAAAGUCGAAAAGUAUGUCCCCAUCUGGCACACCGGUAAACCGGCCAUCGAGGACAAGAACAGAUCGCGGCGCUGCUUGACGUACUACAAGUAACGUCAUUUCGAAUACAUUUAUUAAACCGAUUACCGGCUCUCUGAAUCUUUCCUCGAAUCGAUGUGGCUUUCUAAGCGAUGCACCGGACUUUUAAAACACCGUCGAAAGUGUGCCUGCACGUGGUAUUUCCGUUUUGCGGUGAAGCAAUCUCCGUGGGAAAAUCUGUUAAAAGUGGUUGAUUUGAAAAAGAAAAAAAAACGAGCUACUAAUUUUGUGUUGCGAAUUGCCUACCUUUAGGCGUCGAAAAGGAGACAGCAACGAGCGUGAAGCUGGAAACGGGAACACCUGAUAGGGACCACUUUUAACAGACGCUAUUCAUUUCUGCUUUUUUUCCACGGGGAAAGCUACCCAUUUUCUGCACGCACACACAAACGUGCACCCAAAUUUCAAUGUGCGAAAAAUUGCAUCACUAACACGAUCUGUAACUUUGUAAGCCCACGACGCAUACCAACUAAAAAUGUGAUUCAUUAGCGAAAUGUUGUUGUUUGUUGCAAUGGAGCUCUAAAUGUUUGUAGUUUAGUCAUAAAAUAUUAAAAAUCGCAAACAAUUCCCUUACUUAACAUCGUACCUAGUCGUGUGCGUAACAUUAUUUGAGUUCUGUUUCGAUUGCUGUAAGCACGACGCGAUUGUGUCCGAUAGCGCAAAAUGCUCCAACUAGUCUAGAACUGUAGCAAAAAAAAAAACAUAACCGUUUUGCGAAUAACAACGUCCACGUAAUAAACUAAUUUCAAUAAAGAACAAAAAAAUCGAAUCGUAUUGAAUCU
Anopheles moucheti is the source of this 1531-nucleotide messenger RNA. Its product is annotated as protein lethal(2)essential for life-like. The record is from RefSeq and is a predicted model, not a curated record. Lineage: Eukaryota; Metazoa; Arthropoda; Insecta; Diptera; Culicidae. Gene Ontology annotation, molecular function: protein folding chaperone. Gene Ontology annotation, biological process: response to heat; protein refolding. The transcript is spliced from 4 exons. Bases 210 to 767 code for a protein of 185 amino acids.